Molecule: messenger RNA, 940 nt
Organism: Hibiscus syriacus
Lineage: Eukaryota; Viridiplantae; Streptophyta; Magnoliopsida; Malvales; Malvaceae
Product: 30S ribosomal protein S5-like
Exons: 10
Coding region: 1-930 (309 amino acids)
Biological process (GO): translation
Cellular component (GO): ribosome
Molecular function (GO): structural constituent of ribosome; RNA binding
Source: RefSeq, a predicted model, not a curated record
AUGGAUGACAUUCGUGAUAGAUUUGUCUUUCAAUCAAUGGUGGAUAUUCAACAUCAUCACUUCCCUGUUGUGUCUAAUCCGUUUGUGGAGCAUGAAUAUGACCUCGAAGAGGAGGAUGCCAGCUCUGGAGAUACUAGUGAUCCAAGUGAGCUUCCAGAACUUCAACAUCGAGGGGUGACACCGAUCAAUGCUCCUGCGCAUGAUCUUAUAGCUUCCAUCUGGUCGGCUUCAUCUAGCCAGAUUACUCGAUAUUCCGGAUGGGGUUACGACAAUGUAGGAAGUCUGUAUGGGGUUCAUACCGCCAGACUUCCUCAUUUCAAUGCUCGAUUCACAGAUCAAAGGAGGCGCCGGCUCUCAUACCAAACAACUUUUACCGUGGUUGAUACAUCUGCAGGACAUAAGGAGCAGGGAUGGAGCUUUGGUACUUUAGCAAUGUACCAAGGUUUUGAUUUGAGGUUGAUAGAUAUAAAUCGAACUUGUAAAGUAACAAAGGGAGGUCAAGUGGUCAAGUACACCGUUUUGAUGGUGUGUGUAAACUAUCGUGGUGUUGUUGGAUAUGCAAAAGCCAAAGCUGACGCAGUCCCUAUUGCAAUCCAAAGGGCACAUGAGAAAUGCUUUCAGAAUCUUCACUAUAUUGAACGACACGAAGAGCACACUAUAGCCCAUGCAAUUCAAGAAUCAUAUAAGAAGACUAAGGUCUAUCUCUGGCCUGCACCAACUGCAUCGGGUAUGAGAGCUGGAAGAACUGUUGAAAACAUUUUGCUUUUAGCUGGCUUUAACAAUAUCAAAUCAAAGGUUAUUGGCUCAAGGAAUCCUCACAACACUGUCAAGGCUGUUUUUAAAGCCCUCGAUGCAGUUGAAACACCAAAAGACAUGCAGGAGAAGUUUGGGAGAGCGGUUGUUGAGAAACACUUGCUUCAGUUACCAUAGCAUCAUACCA